AAGAACCACCGUAAGCACCAGAACUUACAGCAUCGCCGGCCGCCAAGAAUAGCCUCGUUGACGGGACGGUCGACCGGAACAUCAGACAGUGCUGACGGAUCCUUAGGUGCUGAGUUCGGGGCGCGGGCACUUCCCAGUUCGCACUCUUUGUCACUUGGCCGAGCCGCAAGUCAUUUUAUUUUCUCCCGGUUCUUUCCCGGGAAACACCGCUCCAAGAUUCAGUUGAAAAUGUCGUCGUCCAAACAGCUGAUGCUACGCAUACGGACCAGAGAGGGUCAACAUCGGAUUGAUUGUCUUACCAGUGACUCCACGCUCGCUGAAUUGAAAGCAGUCCUAUUAUCCUUGACUGGCGAGCUCGUGGAUAGAGUUCUGGCCGGUUACCCUCCAUCGGCAAUUAGUCUUGACCAAGAGUCUAGAACGCUUGAAGAAGCUCAAGUUCGCUCAGGGGAUACCCUCACGGUCGAGUCACCGAGUACCGCCGGGGGUGCUUCGGGUUUUUCGAUGAAAGCAGAAGCGAAACCGACGGAAGAAUCCAAUCAGGUCGCUCCAUCGACCUUCGAUGCGGGCUCGAAUACCGCCGCAGGGAUCCUGAUGCGGCGGGUGGUCCCUUCGAACAACUCCUGUCUUUUCACUUCUGUGUACUUCGGAAUUUCGGGUGGCAAGUUUGAUAUCCGAGCGGGAGCCGAUCUGCGACAGAUAAUUGCUGAAGCUGUCGCUAGCGACCCUAUCACAUACUCCGAAGCUUUCCUCGGCAAACCGAACCGGGAAUACUGCACAUGGAUUCUUAACGAAGAUCACUGGGGUGGUGCCAUAGAAUUGGCUAUCCUCUCGAAGCAUUUCCAGACGGAAAUGGUGGCGGUUGACACACAGAAUGUUCGUUUGAACCGUUUCGGUGAAGAUGAGAAUUACAGUAGACGGAUUCUUCUAAUUUACGACGGCAUUCAUUACGAUCCACUGAUGCUAGAGUCCCUCGAAGGCAACGGCCAAGUGACGACCUCGUUCGACAUAAAUGACACUAGUGUACUGCAGAUGGCACUGGAGCUCGCGAGGGAGGCCAAGAUGUCGAGACAAUUCACAGAUGUGCAAAACUUCACGUUGCGGUGUCUAGUUUGUAAUAAGGGAGUAGUUGGCCAAACGGGAGCUCAAGCUCACGCCAAAAGCACCGGCCACACGAAUUUCGGCGAAGUUUGAUGACGAUUCCCAUCGACGAAAAUCUAGCAACGCUGCAAUCAACUGAACUUCCAACGAACGAAGCAACAACCUACCAACCAACCAGCCAACCGAUACAACGAUACCGUUUUAUACGAUUAAUUUUGUAACGUACGGACGAGCUCUUCCUGCGCCGACGACUGCUUUAUAUUCGAACGACAGAGGAACAGUUUUUCGAUCUCAAACAAAAAACGGAAAGUCACAUGUGAAUGAGCAGAUAAUGAUGACGCAUCGAGGAGAGCUACGGCUCGCUCUUCUCACGACAGGCCCGGUAAUCUUGCCUUGAAUAUGUAGAAUGUUGGGAAAGUUUGUCGGUCAUUUUGAUCAGGCUCAGGUCGAGCGUGAUCUCCAGCGUCGACUAUGCCCGAACUUAUCAUUUUGAGAGAUAAUAAUCUUUUGUUUCGCCAGAUAUUUUCUUUUC
Galendromus occidentalis (western predatory mite) is the source of this 1630-nucleotide messenger RNA. It is a transcript of the gene Yod1, whose product is annotated as Yod1 deubiquitinase. The transcript has 5 exons. Gene Ontology annotation, molecular function: cysteine-type deubiquitinase activity. Gene Ontology annotation, biological process: protein deubiquitination; endoplasmic reticulum unfolded protein response; ERAD pathway. Gene Ontology annotation, cellular component: cytosol; nucleus. The record is from RefSeq and is a predicted model, not a curated record. Lineage: Eukaryota; Metazoa; Arthropoda; Arachnida; Mesostigmata; Phytoseiidae. Bases 229 to 1191 code for a protein of 320 amino acids.